CGCCGCGCGGUGUGCAUGCAGUUACUGGAACCAGGCGCGCGCGUGUGUGCUUUUCUCUCUUCUUCUACGCUCUGGCCGUCGCCUUCUUCUUCUUCCCUACCUACUUCGCCCAGCCGGUACGUUUGCGUAUACAUCGAACGUGCACAAUACGCUCUCAUCGGCCAAGUAAUCGUGGCGCGACGCGUGUAAAAAGCACACCGUCGUCGCCGCCGACGUCGAGAGCGACGUACGCGACGCGCGUGUGGCACGGUGUGGCAAUUAAAUCGUCGGCGACGAACGCGAGUGUCGGGUUACCGAGGGCAGUAACAAAUUAGCGCUAUUGGCCGAGUGGAAGAAACCGAGGAUUUCGGUGUCGCCGCGGUGUCGCGCAGCCGUCCGCCACGCGGAUCAGUUCGCGGACUAUCGACGCGCGGCAGUGUGUCUGGUGACCGUCCAUCGUGGAGUGGCAGCAACUCAUGUUGCAGUGACAGAGUGACGUUCCGUGACAGGUGCAACGUUGCAACUGCGCGAGUAAGGAGGACCGAUAAUGUCGACGAUUCGGUUAUGCCGUCGCAACGCGUCUCCGUUUGGUGGCCGAGCUACGACGAGGUGACGCACGGCGGUGACCGGACAGUAGCACCGAUUGCGGACUUAUUGGGUCGGCACCCAGUGUUUCCGCGCCCGUUCCACGGUGAGGACUACGCGUGUGUAGUGGACGUGUGACAAGUGGUGCCUCGAACUGGGAAGUCUAAAGAAGCGGCCGAGCGAUUGAUACGGAUACGUGCGACAGAGACCACGUCGUCGAGGUAAUGAGAGGAGAAGAAAAGUGAAAUAGAUCCCCCCCCCCGUUACCAUUACGUAGUGAGCCUGGGUGAAAAGGGCGACAGAGAAGGCGGCAGUGCGCGACCUUACGGGAACGAUCCGGUGUGAAUGAACAAACCGGUGCUGCACCUCGUGUGUCCCUCCGCAGUGCGGACUAUCAGCGCGCGAGCAUCGGCACAACCCGUGAGCCGGGACAACCGACGGCGACGGUUGUUUCUCGCGACCUAAUGACGACUCGCCGCUCCGUCCACCACCCUGACGUAGUUCCGUCGACAUAGCUGCACGAGGCACGCGCGGUGUGCUCGUGGCUAGGCCCCAAGAUUCGGGCCCCAUACGGAGCGCGCGCGGCGGCGACGACGUCGUCGGCGAGUUUGGCGGCUAGGACUUUGGGCUGUGGCGGCGGCAUCGACGUCGCGUCUAAAGUGGAGCGUCCGGGCAGCACGACGACGCUCAACUUCACGGAUCUGGGGAGCCCAUUCGGGGCGGGCGACCCCUGUCCGUCGAGUACCCCGACCCCGAACAGCAUGUCGGGCGGCGGUGGACCGGCCGGCGGCGGCGGUGGCGGAGGCGGCGGCGGCGGCGGUGCCGCCGGUACCGGCGGCGCCGGCUCCGAUAUGGAGCAGCAUCUUCAUCACGCGGGCCUCGGCUCGGUGACGCCCGGGCCACCCGGCGGAAACGGUGGCGACAGCACCACGUCCAGCACACCGGUCUCCCAAAGCGGCAAGUCCGCCUUCAUCGAGCUCCAGCACAACAACCUCUACAAUCCCGCGAGCCUACGCGGCGGCUACCCGGGCGGGCACAACGUGCCCGGCGCGCAUCAGUUCUCGCAUCAAGUCGGCUCGCUGGCGCACCAGGGUUCCGGGCCUGGCAGCGGGAAUCAGCAGCACGCGGACGCGGGUUUCCCCAGUCCCAGGUCCGCGUUGGCCGGAUAUCCGUUCGCGCCCAUGCACCAGCACAACGCCUACGGAUAUCACCUGGGAUCGUACGCCCCCCAAUGCCCCUCGCCGCCCAAGGACGGGUGGUGCAUGUUCGCAGACCUCUCGCCAUUGGGUGAUAAAAGCGGAAGCCUCGUCGACGAGCUCGGCGGCGGCGGCGGCGGUUCCCUCAGGAACGGCAAGGGCAAGAAAAUGAGGAAACCGAGGACGAUUUACAGCAGCCUGCAAUUGCAGCAGCUCAACAGGCGGUUCCAGAGAACGCAAUACCUCGCGCUACCGGAGAGAGCAGAGCUCGCGGCUAGUCUCGGACUCACGCAAACACAGGUGAAGAUCUGGUUUCAAAACAGAAGGAGUAAAUAUAAGAAGAUGAUGAAAGCGGCGCAGCAGGGCGGUGGUGGCGGCGGCGGGCAGCACGGCAGUCUUCUAGCAGGUGGCACCGCUCUACCUGGAGGACCAUCCCCUCAGCCAGGACAACCCGGAAGUCUCAUGCAAGGAGGGGGCGGAAGUUCCGUGUCGGGCAGCCCAACGACGGGUUAUCUCGGCGGCAUGGGCGGCGGGGGCGGCGGUCACACCCCUGGCAGCUCGAGCCCCGGAAGUGAGAUGUCGCCUCAGCACAACGAAAGCCCACCGGCACCCUCCUGGCCGGGCGAGAUGAAGCACCAUCCGCAUCCUCACGCGCCACCCCACACCCAUCAUCAUCCGCAUACGCCUGGACAUCAUCCACCACCACCGCCACCGCCGCCGCAUCACGCGGGUUACAUGCCGCAGUAUUCCUGGUACCAGGCGGACCCUAAUCCCGGACUACUCACGGUAUGGCCAGCAGUUUAACGAAGAUGUCCAUCGAACUGAGUUCAAGUGAAGCACCUCUUCGUGGCACCGCGUGGACAUACCAGCGCUCCUACCCCAAAGUGUGAAUACGUGUAGCGCCUCUCGCGAGGAAAAAUUCAAUGUUAAUAUUGUUUGUAAUCGUCUAACGAGAAACCCGCGUGCCGGUUUCCGUGCGGGCCGUCCGUCGAAGUGAGAAUUAGUACGAACAGUGCGACGUCGUAACACGCGUCUCUUAGCGAAAUAUUAAUGAUAAUAAUACUAACGACGAGAUGCAGCGCCACGAGUGCCGAUCCUGGAUCGGCAACGACAUCGGCGUUGCCGAUGAAGCUAAGCUCAAAGCUGACGAGGAGGACCGACGCUCGAGUGCAACGCAGCCAACGUUGACUGGACGUCGACGGGAGCGCCGCCGAAAAAAAAGAAGUAGGAGUCACAUAAACGAUACGCUCUCUCGUCGAGUGACUGUUCUCUCACCGACAAGUGACAUAACAUGCAUGGUUUGGUGCGCGUCGCUUCGUUGUGCCGCGGGACGUGUUCGAGCCCGGCCGUGUUUCCUACUUCCGUCCUGCGAAUCGACGUCGGUUGGAAGAAGAGAAUGUGACAACGCCGUCAUGCCGCAUGGUGAAGUAAUACGUGUUGUAAAAAGAGAGAAACGAUAGUGAUGUCAGGUAAAUCGCGGUCACGACGUAAAAUUGCCGAAAGCCGACCUGUGAUUGUUCGCGACGCGCAUUCUUACGACGACGACGACGACGACGACGACGACGACGACGACGACGACGAUGAUGAUGAUGAUGAUGAUGAUGAUGAUGAUGAUGACGAUGACGAUGACGACGAUCUGGUCGUACGUUGGUGAUCUUGAAGUUCGAUUUGUACGAAUUGGAGGGUAUCUGUAAAGCUACGCGUAUGAUUGAGUGACGUAUGUCACGACUGUAACGCUUUUCGUGUUUGGCAAGUAAUCGUUGUCGCAGAGGUAAGAAUCGUGAGGAAUCUUCUUUCGCGAGGGAAUAAAACGGCUCGUCCAUGCGCGUUCGUGUCGACUGUCGCGAUCGCGUGCAUCGGGUCUAAUUUGAUUACAACGGUUAAUUAUAAGCAAAGAUUGCCUCCGAGUAAUUAUUUUCAUUGUGAAAAUGUUGUUGUCCGCCGUUCGUCAAGCGUGGAAUUGUGUACCGGGGCUGCUCGCCCGGGUUAAUUGUUAAUCAAACGUAACACAUUACGCAAUAUAAUUAUUUUCCAGAGGAAAAUACCGAAUCGUGUGUGACGUUGCCAUCGCAAUUACGUGUUACCAAAAGUAAUCCGAUCGUCAUUAUUAGGUGUUAAUCGGUCGUGUCUGUACAUCAGAAGCCUCAAACCCACCGCGGAGGGAUUCACCGUUGUAAGAAGAGAGAACAAAAAGAAAUAACAUCCCGCGAUCAGCCGCAAUGUUCACUUCGGGGUUCCACGUUUCAGCGUUUGUGAUCUGGCCAAUUUUGGUAUUAUUCGGGAGCUGCGCUCUCUAAAGUCUUCGAGUAUCAAGUUUGAGACUUCUGAUCUACAUUGUCGCUGUCACCUUCAGUUCGCAACUAUCUUUAGAACGGAUCGAUCAGAUCCGAUGACAAAGGAUUCCUGGGGAGCUAUCAUGGAACUAUUUAUAUACGACUCCAACUUGAGAACGCGAGUUUUCGUCCAACGGCCACGUCCAACUGACCGCGAGUUGACUCGUGUACUCCUAUCGGACUCUCACAAAUCCCCGCUCAAAUUGGCUCGUUGUCACACGACCAAAAAAAGCGAUAACGAUCUUCCGCAAUCAUGAGACACGAGACCAAUUGUUUCUGCUUGAUCGACGGUUAAUCGGCGAACAUCGACGUCUCUUGGUUUUCCCGGCAGCUAAUUCGGCCGCAGGCAGGAAAGAGCACAAGCGCAUGGAUUUGUGCCGAGGGCGCAUCCCCUUUGAGCGUCCAACCAACUCGUAUCACUUGCAGACAUUGAGUUUGAGCCGCGGGAGUUUCACAGCAAACGCAAAAUUCUCCCGCUCGAGAAAGUCUUUCGGAAUAGUUCCAUGUUAACUUCCUCGCCCGGUUGAUCUCAAAUCGAACCACGGAUUCUCUCUCGGUUCUACAUCGGUGUUGACGAAUAAAGUAUUUACUAGUGUGACAAAUAAAAAAUUAUUUUCUGUCCUACAUCUGGACGAGACGAAAUGUUUGAACAACAACUCGCACAACUCCCAAAACUACUUCUUCUCCCAAGCUUGCAACGAGUCGGCGAGAAUCGACGAGAGCGCCGGCGUGCGACGCGGCGUGCCGGCAAAAAUCCCCGACCGUCGGAGGAAUGUAGAAAGUCGCAACCUGAAAAUAACGCGAAGGGAGCGCGGAUCAAGUUUGAGACCAUUGGCCUACAUCCGGUACCGUCUGUGCGCCCCGUAAAUGCUGCCCCCCGAACAAACUUAACAAACCCUGGGCGAACAAUGAGACCAGGUCGGGAUCCUUUCCAGUGCGGCUCGAUCGAGCGAUAUUUUCGUCACCUUUCUGAAGCAGGCCAGUUCGGCACGAUCGUGCAUCUCUAAAAACCAAUUUCCAUCUCCUCGCAAAUGUCAAUUGCUGAUGACGUCAGGCCGGUCGAUUCUUUGUGACAGUUACCCAACAGCCGCGAGUGCAGCCGACCUACUUCGUGCGCGGGCUGGAUCUCGCGUGAUAGACAGAGAGGGACGACAGGAUCGGCGAAGUUGCGCGGAACGGCAGACGGGCGGGCUGAAGACGGGGGAGGGGAAGGGGGGAAACAACGUUGCAUAAACUCGUUGAGCAGUCGUUCCUCAAGGCGGUUGGAAGUAAUGAAAUCCUAAUGACAUUUUCGUGAGUCAAACGAUCUCGGCAAUCACGGUGGCUCGCUGUAAUCACCGGUCCCUCCUUCCCGGAUGAGGCAACCGGCCGGGGGCCUCCUCCGAAGAGGAGAGGAGCACGCGAGAGAUGAACGGAGGAACGACAGCUCGAGGGACGAACUCCGCUGAAGAAAAAAAUCAUUAUCUCGACCGGGGCGACGCGCGGGACGCUGCCGAGGCCUGAGUUCAUUAAGAACUUCGGGAACACAAAGAGAAGACACGCUUGGAUUUCGACACCGAUCGCUUGUCCACGUAUUGCAAUACGCAGCCCCUCUUUAAUUGCCAUCACUUUCGAUGUAUAUUUUAUCUUAUAACGAGUCGAAAAUUUUUGUGUCAAGAAAAUAGUUUCAAAAAUAUUUAUUUAUUUAUAGACCUUCGCGCUCGAAAUACCAAAAGCGUAAUUUUGUUAAAUAGAAAUUUUGCGAGGGAUAUAGCU
Harpegnathos saltator (Jerdon's jumping ant) is the source of this 5848-nucleotide messenger RNA. It is a transcript of the gene Dll, whose product is annotated as homeotic protein distal-less. Gene Ontology annotation, molecular function: DNA-binding transcription factor activity, RNA polymerase II-specific; RNA polymerase II cis-regulatory region sequence-specific DNA binding. The record is from RefSeq and is a predicted model, not a curated record. Lineage: Eukaryota; Metazoa; Arthropoda; Insecta; Hymenoptera; Formicidae. Bases 1326 to 2564 code for a protein of 412 amino acids. The transcript has 5 exons. Gene Ontology annotation, biological process: regulation of transcription by RNA polymerase II.